Kwoniella botswanensis is the source of this 579-nucleotide messenger RNA. RefSeq lists its product as uncharacterized. The record is from RefSeq and is a predicted model, not a curated record. The coding region runs from base 1 to 579 and encodes 192 amino acids. Lineage: Eukaryota; Fungi; Basidiomycota; Tremellomycetes; Tremellales; Cryptococcaceae. The transcript has 4 exons.
AUGACUGACGCAGCGAACGAAGAACUACUGACUUAUUAUGAGAUUCUCCGAGUGGACGAGGACGCCGAGCCAGGUGAAGCGAAGGAGACGUUUCAGGAGCUGCAGAAGGCGUAUGAAGUAUUAUCGGAUCCUGAAGAGAGAGCGGCUUACGAUGAGAGACUGGAUAAGCUUCGGAAUCCUGUCUUGCCGCCUCCAAUGCCGAGCUCCUCCUAUUUUGUCUCUGAAGCAGAGUUUGCGCCACCCACCCGCAUACCAGCAAGACCUCGAUUCGCUCAACCUCCCCCUUAUCAUCCGCUGUUUAACAUGCUGAUUAUCAUAUCACCUGACAUUGUUUGGGUCAAAGCAAGGCUGUCUACAAGAGUCCAUCAUCCGCAAAAAAGCCUUCAUCCUUACUGGCGACCGAUUGUGGAACGAGUGCCCAUCCCUCCGCCCCCUCCUCCUCAAUUCCGUCCUUUCCCUUCUUCGAUUCCACCCCUGCCCAGGGAGUAUGUACAGAGAGUCACGGUAGAUAUGGAGGUUCAUAUGGCGAGAGUGAGAUGGUUGGCUGAAGUAAGAGCGAGAGGUGGAGGGUGUCGAUAA